Capra hircus (goat) is the source of this 1340-nucleotide messenger RNA. It is a transcript of the gene NDUFS6, whose product is annotated as NADH:ubiquinone oxidoreductase subunit S6. Lineage: Eukaryota; Metazoa; Chordata; Mammalia; Artiodactyla; Bovidae. Gene Ontology annotation, biological process: mitochondrial electron transport, NADH to ubiquinone. The record is from RefSeq and is a predicted model, not a curated record. The coding region runs from base 54 to 506 and encodes 150 amino acids. The transcript has 3 exons.
CCGUGCGCGUGCGUCGGCGCGUCGGCGCGCGGGGUCGAAGGUCAGCCCGCAAGAUGGCGGUGGCGGUGACCUUCCUGAGGCUCCUGGGCCGGGGCGGCGCGGGGACGCGCGGCCUGCCCGGGGGCGCCAGGUGCUUCGGGGUGCGGACCUCGCCGACCGGGGAGAAGGUCACGCACACCGGCCAGGUUUAUGAUGAUGAAGACUACAGGAGAGUUCGAUUUGUGGGUCGUCAGAAAGAGGUGAACGAGAACUUCGCCAUUGAUCUGAUAGCGGAGCAGCCCGUGAGCCAAGUCGGGAGUCGGGUGAUAUCGUGCGACGGCGGCGGGGGGGCCCUGGGCCACCCCCGAGUGUACAUAAACCUGGUAACGUGCUGUCCAGACCCCGGCCCCAGCCCCUGUCCUGUUCUCUCCCCGCUGGCUGCACACGCUUGGCUCGGCCCUGCGCACGAGCCAUCCACUGGGGCUGAGCAGAGGGUGGGCAUGCACAGAGCUUCCAGGACAGGAUAGAACUUGGGGUGGGCCGCCCCCUCGGGCAGGGCAGCCCCCGCCGUCCCUGCUGAUCCGUCCGGGCUCGACCCCAGCCCCGAGGGGGUCCUCUGCUCAGCACCUCCCUGCUUCAGGCCUCCUGGCCCCUGCCCAGGACGCCGCCUGCCUCACGGGCAGGCAGGGUGGGUGGGGGCCGAGCGGACUGUUGACGGCAGGGUGCCUGGGGCCCUGGCGCGUCUGGGGAGCGGGCCCAUCAGGGCCUCCACACGGUGUCUCUGGUGUCCGGCCCCGCGGCUCCCCUGGUGGCGGUGUGUCUCCAGGGCCUGGCUUCAGUGGCGGACAUCUACCAAGUGUGGACUGGCGACAGAGGUGGGAGAUGGAAAUAGGGCAGCUCUCCCUUUGAAUCUUUCAGGACAAGGAAACGAAGACGGGGACGUGCGGCUACUGCGGCCUGCAGUUCCGGCAGCAGCACCACUAGGGCGGCCGCGUGGCCAGAGCCGGCGCCGGGUCCCAGUGAAGGGUGUGCCAGAGGCCCCGAGCAUGCAGAGUGCGUCUCUCUCGGUCACUGAGGCCCGGCCCUCCAGGGGCCCAGCUGCCUGCUCCUUUGUCCUGGGGAGCGUGGUGAGCGCGGGAGAAGUGGCGGGGCUGUGGCGGGGCUGCUGGGACCGGCUCAGCUCCGCCAGGCAUUCUGGCCCACCCGCUCCUCGGCCGCCUGGUCUGAAAUCCCACAAAAUUAAGUACUGUUUAAAGGUGUUAACAGUCACGUGUGGACUGAUUUAAGUACUCUGUGUGUAUUUAAGAGGAUAAUGGUUAUGAUGUAUUGUUUCACAAAAAUAAAAUCAGAAGGGGAGAGGA